AUGGAUAUUGAUACAGUCGAUACGAUGGGCCUUUUGGGCGGAGCCUAUCGCAGACUUGGUCGGUGGAACGAGGCGGAGGGACUAGAGCUGCAGGUCCUGGAGAGACUACGAGAGCUUCUGGGAGACGCGCAUCCAGAUACUAUCCAGGCAAUGGCUAAUUUAGCUGUAACCUAUUCGAAGCUCGGUCGGUGGAACGAGGCGGAGGGACUAAAGCUGCAGGUCCUGGAGAGACGACGAGAGCUUCUGGGAGACGCGCAUCCAGAUACCAUCCAGGCAAUGGCUAAUUUAGCUGUGACCUAUUCGAAUCUCGAGCUGGAGGCCCUGGAGAGACUGCGCAAGCUGCUAGGGGAACUCCAUCCGGACACUCUUCGUGCAAUCUCCAAUCUGGGCUCCACCACUCACAUUUUAGGUCGGUAUACAGAUGCGGAGAGCUUGUUCCGUGUUGCCUUCGAAGGGCAGAAAAAGGUGCUCGGUAGUAAACAUCCAAAUACUGUCAACACAGCUCGGCACCUGUCGGUUACGUACGCGUCACUUGGAAAACAUAAGGAAACCGCCGAUCUAAAGCGAGAGUACGGGUCCUGGGACAGUGAAGCAGACGAAUCCGCGAACGGGACCUCGGAGAGUGAAACAGACGAAUCCAUGGCCGAGGUAGCGAUUGUGGAAAAUAGUUACGCCGAGCAUUCUCUAACAUAA
Morchella importuna is the source of this 693-nucleotide messenger RNA. RefSeq lists its product as uncharacterized. The transcript is spliced from 2 exons. The record is from RefSeq and is a predicted model, not a curated record. Lineage: Eukaryota; Fungi; Ascomycota; Pezizomycetes; Pezizales; Morchellaceae. The coding region runs from base 1 to 693 and encodes 230 amino acids. Gene Ontology annotation, molecular function: protein binding.